Messenger RNA from Saccostrea cuccullata (small rock oyster), 765 nucleotides. RefSeq lists its product as uncharacterized. The record is from RefSeq and is a predicted model, not a curated record. The transcript is spliced from 3 exons. Gene Ontology annotation, molecular function: zinc ion binding. The coding region runs from base 82 to 765 and encodes 227 amino acids. NCBI's taxonomy places the organism in Eukaryota, Metazoa, Mollusca, Bivalvia, Ostreida, Ostreidae.
ACAUGCGCAUAAACGCUUCCGGACGGCAACAUCCGCAUUCCUGUGAUAUUGACAUUAGGCUUAGCAACACAGUCAACAAUAAUGUCAAAGCGCGAAAAUUUGAACAAAUUAAGGGUAAAUUCGCUGAAAGAAAUAGCUCACGAUCAAGGAAUAGAAAUUAAGAAGAAGAAAAAAGAAGAUCUAAUUAGAGAAAUUUUGACUAGCCAAGUGCCAUUGAUCGACUUAACACCAGUGACCAAGUCUAAAGAAGUCCUAGCAGAAUGUAUCUCACCAGCAACAGGAGAAAACGAGAAUUUGCCACCUUAUAACGCUGUACAUUACAAGAUACAGGACCAGUCACAGAUUCCAACCAUUUCAUUUUCUGAUAUAUAUAACUUCAUGAUUCUGAGACCCAAAUCGACAGGAGGUAGUGUGAACAAUUUUAAGGGGUUGGACAGAGCAGUGAAACAUUUUGAAGCUGGCCAUGUCCAGGAUAUUAGCGUGUCAGAGAUAAAUACUAAUAUUAUAUACAUCAGCGCCAAGUGCCAGGCUUCGAUGAAGAAGCACCAAUACCAGGUUUACUUAUGUUUGUCUAGGAAUGGACAGUCUGUGACUAACAUACAUCAUGGAUAUUGUCAGUGUCCUGUGGGGCUAGGCCAGAGCUGUAGCCACAUUGGGAGUUUACUCUUUGCACUGAGUCAUAUCAAGCCCCAGGAAAGCUGCACGAGUAAGCCCUGCAAAUGGGUAGUACCCAAAGGAAGAUCUAAAAAACCCACUGGUAAGUAA